This is a messenger RNA of Protopolystoma xenopodis, 1803 nucleotides long. Lineage: Eukaryota; Metazoa; Platyhelminthes; Monogenea; Polystomatidea; Polystomatidae. The record is from the annotation of a GenBank genome assembly.
GACCGACUGAGGCAAUUGCAAUCGGGGCCAUGUUGUGACUUGGGCGCUUGUGUUGGUGUGCUGUUGGUGGCUGCAUCGACUCGCCCCGUGACGGACGUGGCGACGAGGCGAGACAGCGGGAAAGCGAGACAGCGCGAGAGGGGCAGAGUGAGGACGGAGACCGGGGCGAAGAGUGCGCCAAUCAGAGAGCUCCCAAAUCACCAGCAGGCCAAGCACACAUCUCGCGUCCAGCCAAUCAGAGCGAGCCAGGCUGUCUGGUGGUCUCGCUCUCUCGCUGCGACACCCACCCCCAGUCCCACUGAUGGUCUCCCUGCUGCAGCCCUCAAAUUUAUCCAAAUGUGUGCCUUUCUCCUGCGAGCCCGUCGAUUGGUCCUGCUCUCACACACACAAGCACACACACACACACACUCGCAGGCGUGCACUUGUGCGCACAUCGCGACAGCCAGCGGCUCCCUCGGGCCGGCAUACUCGUCCAUCCAAAACGGACUAAUUAUAAACUCACACAGACCUCUCGUCCUGAUUUGUCCCCCCAACACGCUUUUUUCAUACCCUUUCCCUCCCUCCCUGUCUCUUUCUCUCUCUUUAUCUCUCUCUCUAUUUCUUUCUUUUGAUUUCUCUCUCGUCUGCCUCACCGCCUUCGCUCCGGCCGGUCGGCCUAAUAGGCCCAAUCCUGAUUCCGCUGCCUCGUCUUCGUCGGUACAUUGGCAUUCGCUUCGCUGUGGCCUGUGCUCGCGCGCUUGUGUGUCGACGUCGCGUGAGAAAGCCGAUCUCUGCUCACCCGUCGCCAGCCGGUUCCUGCUGUCACAUUUUCCGCCGCCGUCGUCGUCGUCGUCCUGCCUCGACUGGCGCCAACUUGGCCAACUCCUUUUACAUUCAGGCUCCGGUUUGCGCAAUCUCUUCGUCCUUCGCCUCGCGGCCAGCCUCAACGGCUCGCCAACCGGCCGACGAGGCGCCCUCGCAACCGAGAACUCGACUCCUGAUCGGCCAGAAGGUGAGUCCGGCCGUAAAUCGGCUGAAUUGCCGACAGAAUCAGGCCGAAGGAGGGAUGGCGAUUGUCAUUUCGUUCUCCACUUCUGUACCUCUGACGUCACUCAGGUUGCAACGACUCCGACGUCAGUGCCUCUAAUGACGGCAAGCAAACACUCGGGCAGACCUUAUGUAGAUGCUGCACAUGCGAAUCGUCAUCGUGACCUUCAGGUUAUACUGGAAAGUUGGGCGAACAUGAUGCGUGGUUUGGCCUCAUCGGAAACCCAUAGCGGAUUGCAGCAAAGAGUCAGUUUUGUUGUCAGGACAUUGUCCGACAAUUGUCAGGAUGGCAACAACUCAAGUAGUCAAGACACGGUUGCCAGGAGACGAGUAUGUAGUUGUGUGGUGAUGACGAGCCCGGACGACAAACUGUCGGGGCUGCAUUCCCCGCUGUUCAUCUCCUUCUUUUCGGCUCCUCUUCGUCUUGCUUGUUCUUGUCGUCGAGGUCAGCGCUGGACUGAGGAAAUCAAGGGCAGCCCCAGAGCGAAACUACACAACAGUUCUGAAGACCGACUAUCCCCAUUCUUUAAGUCGCCGAGAGUCGAACUUGCAAGGACGACAUUCCAUCGCAGAGAGACGAUAAAGUCGGCCGAAUGCGGCUGUCUGGCUGAUUCCAACUUGCCUUGCUGGGAGGAAGAUGGACCUCAAAUGGUAGAAGUCUCGAAAGUCGCGAAUCAACGACACAAUCUGUCCAUAAUGACGAUGGUCCAUACUCCAGCCCACAAAACGAUGCCGGCCAGAAUACCUUCGCCGGGAUCCUUCAGCCAGCAAAGUUAA